CGGAGUCCGGACUGCGAGUAGUUUAGAGCUCGCACCCAGCCUGCUAUGGCUCACUCUCUUGCCCGCUCCAUGGGGCUGCUGAGGCUGCCGCUGGUCCCCCUGUGCACACACCAGGUCUGAGCUAGGACGACAGCUCCCUCACCAUGGCUCCCUGCCAAGAGGUCAACUUGUCGGACCUUGUCCUGAACAACAGCAGCAGCAGUAGUGGGCUCACCCUCUCCCAGAAGUGGAUGGUGGGAGCAGCGCUGACCUUCAUGAUCCUGCUCAUCGUGUUUGGGAACCUGCUGGUCAUUAUUGCUAUAGCCAAGACCCCAAGGUUGCAGACUAUGACUAACGUCUUCAUCACCUCCUUGGCUUGUGCUGACCUGAUCAUGGGGCUUCUUGUGGUGCCACCAGGUGCUACCAUCCUGGUGACCGGGGACUGGCUGUAUGACACCACCGUCUGUGAGCUGUGGACCUCUGUGGAUGUCCUCUGUGUGACUGCCAGCAUAGAGACCUUGUGUGUGAUAGCAGUGGACAGAUAUAUUGCCAUCACCUCACCUCUAAAGUAUGAGAUGCUGGUGACCAAGGCCAGGGCAAGGUUGGUGGUUUGCUUUGUAUGGGCUAUAGCUGCUUUGAUCUCCUUCCUGCCCAUCAUGAACCACUGGUGGAGGGAUACAUCAAAUAGUGUAGCUCAGAGAUGCUAUGAUGACCCAAAGUGCUGUGAUUUUGUCACUAACAUGCCCUAUGCCAUUGUAUCAUCCACCAUCUCCUUCUAUGUGCCCCUGGUGAUCAUGAUCUUUGUCUAUGUCAAAGUCUUUAUAGUGGCCACCAGGCAAGUCAACUUGAUAGAGAAGGACAAAGUGAGGUUUAAUGGGACACCUGUGCCCUCCACUAAAAACAGAAGGAUAUCCAAAAGAAGACCCUCAGGGUUGUUAGCUAUUAAAGAACACAAAGCACUGAAGACUUUGGGCAUCAUCAUGGGCACCUUCACCCUCUGCUGGUUGCCCUUCUUUGUGGCCAACAUUAUCAAAGUGUUCUGCAGGGAUUUAAUAGAUGGCAAUGUGUUCUUGUUCCUGAACUGGCUGGGCUAUGUUAACUCAGGACUAAACCCCAUCAUAUACUGUAGGAGCGCCGAUUUUAGGAAGGCUUUUAAAAAGCUCCUGUGUUGCCCUAGGGCAGGAGAUCACAAACUACAUGCUUUAUUUAAGGAUCUGAAAAGGUGCCACUACUCCAGUAAUCCAGACUGCCAUGGGACCAAGCACAUAGCUGAUGCUGAAAUGGGCAAUGGAAGCCUGAGCAGCUGCAGCCGCUGUAGUAGCAGGACUGAGGAAACUAGCCUGAAGAACAGUAAUGGGAAUGCCAACCACUUCCAUGAGCAGCCUGACCUGUGAGCCUUCAUUCCUGGGAGCCCUGAAGCUAACGGGGGACUGGGGGCACCUCUUGCUUAAUGAACUGUUUGUCUUCCAGGGUGAUUUGACAAAACAUAUCUUUGCACAUUACAAAAUUCUGUACAGAAAACUUUUAGACAAAGGAAUUAUUCACUGAUCAUGACUACAUUGCUGUUUGUG
This is a messenger RNA of Pseudophryne corroboree (corroboree frog), 1550 nucleotides long. Its product is annotated as beta-4C adrenergic receptor-like. NCBI's taxonomy places the organism in Eukaryota, Metazoa, Chordata, Amphibia, Anura, Myobatrachidae. The transcript has a single exon. Gene Ontology annotation, cellular component: plasma membrane. The record is from RefSeq and is a predicted model, not a curated record. Bases 144 to 1373 code for a protein of 409 amino acids. Gene Ontology annotation, molecular function: beta3-adrenergic receptor activity; epinephrine binding; beta1-adrenergic receptor activity. Gene Ontology annotation, biological process: adenylate cyclase-activating adrenergic receptor signaling pathway; norepinephrine-epinephrine-mediated vasodilation involved in regulation of systemic arterial blood pressure; positive regulation of heart contraction.